Messenger RNA from Ilyonectria robusta, 765 nucleotides. Its product is annotated as GDSL-like Lipase/Acylhydrolase. The transcript is spliced from 3 exons. NCBI's taxonomy places the organism in Eukaryota, Fungi, Ascomycota, Sordariomycetes, Hypocreales, Nectriaceae. The coding region runs from base 1 to 765 and encodes 254 amino acids. The record is from RefSeq and is a predicted model, not a curated record. Gene Ontology annotation, molecular function: hydrolase activity.
AUGAAGUACUCUUUGUUUAUAACUCUUUUGUCAGGCCUUUCAAAGGUGUCCUCACUGCCCUUUGAUGUUGAACCAAGAGGCAGUAAGCCGCCAGCCUUCAUUUUGGCAGGUGACUCUACCACAGCCGUGCAGAGCACCGGUGGAGGUGGUUGGGGCAACGGCUUUCUCAGCUUUCUUCGACGAUCUGCAUGGGGCGUCAACCUUGGGCAUAACGGUGCCACAACUGUCUCCUUUGUGAGCGGUGGCGAUUGGGGUAACGUGAAGCAACAUAUUAGCGACAACGUCGGGGAUUUCGAUGUCUACGUCACGAUUCAGUUCGGCCAUAACGACCAAAAGACAAAAUACAAUAUCAGCCUCGAUGAUUACCAAACCAAUCUUGGGAAUCUAGCGAAUGAAGUGCGACAGCUGGGUGGCCACCCUAUCCUUAUUACACCACUCACCCGGCGUAACUUUGUGUCUGAACACAAUGCAACCGACUCUCUUCAUAAUGAGCGCCUGCGCACAAUCGCAGCUGCGUCUGAGACGAAUACCAAGUACCUGGACCUCAAUCAGAAGAGUCUCUGGUACGUGAAUUCUAUUGGCGAGGAAGCCAGCCAUGUGUAUAACCUCGCCCCGGAUGAUAACACGCACUUGAAUGACUAUGGAAGUGUGGUGUUUGGACGUAUGGUGGCAGAUUUGUUGUUGAAGAAAGAGCCCCGCUUGGCACGCUGGAUCGCAGCGAAUGACACUCUAAGUGCGGCACUUGCGCAGGGCAUUCCAGCUUAG